This is a messenger RNA of Indicator indicator, 1053 nucleotides long. Its product is annotated as guanine nucleotide-binding protein subunit alpha-14-like. NCBI's taxonomy places the organism in Eukaryota, Metazoa, Chordata, Aves, Piciformes, Indicatoridae. Gene Ontology annotation, biological process: action potential; phospholipase C-activating dopamine receptor signaling pathway; adenylate cyclase-modulating G protein-coupled receptor signaling pathway. Gene Ontology annotation, cellular component: heterotrimeric G-protein complex. The record is from RefSeq and is a predicted model, not a curated record. Gene Ontology annotation, molecular function: GTPase activity; G protein-coupled receptor binding; G-protein beta/gamma-subunit complex binding.
AUGGCCGGCUGCUGCCUUUCCGCAGAGGAGAAGGAGUCGCAGUGCAUCAGCACGGAGAUCGAGCGGCAGCUGCGCCGGGACAAGCAGGACUCCCGCCGGGAGCUGAAGCUGCUGCUACCGCUGCUGGGCACAGGAGAAAAUCUCAGGAGUACUUUCAUUAAACAAAUGAGGAUUAUUCAUGGAUCAGGUUACAAAGAGGAAGACAGGAAAGGCUUCAUAAAACUGGUUUACCAAAACAUACUUAAUGCUAUACAAGCAAUGAUCAGAGCCAUGGAUACUCUCAAGAUACAGUACACAUCCAAAGAGAAUGAGGAGAGUGGUCAGAUGCUCAAUGCAGUAGAAGUGGAUAAAGUGACAGUGCUGCAGUUGAAGCAAUCAAGAAGCUCUGGGGAAGACCCAGGAUUUCAAGAAUGCUACAACAGACGGAGGGAGUACCAAUUCUCAGACUCUGAUAAGUACUAUCUUACUGACCUUGAUCAUAUUGCUAUGCCCUCAUUUGUGCCAACUCAGCAAGAUAUUCUUAGAGUUCAAGUGCCAACUACAAGAAUUACUGAGUAUCCAUUUGAUUUAGAAAAUACUAUAAUUAGGAUCGUGGAUGUCAGUGGCCUUCCACAAAGGAAGUGGAUCCAUUGUUUUGAAAGUGUUACUUCCAUCAUUUUCUUAGUUGCAUUAAGUGAAUAUAAUCAAGUCAUGGUGGAAUGUGACAAUAAGAAUCGAACGGAACAAACCAAGGCCUUAUUUAAAACUAUCAUUACAUAUCCAUGGUUUCUGAAUUCUUCAGUCUUUUAUUUAAAAACAAAAUAGGAUCUUCUAGAAGAGAAAAUCACAUCACAUCUAAUUAGUUACUUUCCAGAAUACACAGGUCCUAAACAAGACGUCACAGCUGCCAGAGACUUCAUUUUGAAGCUGUAUCAGGAUCAGAAUCCAGGCAUGAAAAAAGUCAUCUACUCCCAUUUCACUUGUGCCACAGACACAGAAAAGACUCAUUUCGUCUUCGCUGCUGUUAAGGACACCAUCCUGCAAUUAAAACUCAGGGAGUUCACCCUGAUUUAA